Messenger RNA from Lolium perenne, 1214 nucleotides. Its product is annotated as probable calcium-binding protein CML48. Gene Ontology annotation, molecular function: calcium ion binding. The record is from RefSeq and is a predicted model, not a curated record. Lineage: Eukaryota; Viridiplantae; Streptophyta; Magnoliopsida; Poales; Poaceae.
UACUCAACUGGAAGGAAGAUCAUUCAGCACCACGACUAGCUAGAGACCGCGCACGUCAACCCCUUCCAUCCAUGGCCGACUACAACCGCUACGACCACGGCCAUGGCCAAGGAUACGGCCAGGGCUACGGCGGUUACCCGCCAUCCGCACCUCCAGCGCGUGUGCCCGCGCCCUCCUCCUCGUCGCCGUACGGCUACCGCUACGGGCAAGGAGGAGGCUACCCGCCGCCCGCGCCUGUGCCGGCGUCCUCCUCGUCGUCGUCGCCGUACGGCUACGGCCAAGGAGGAGGCUACCGGCCGCCAGCGCCCUCCUCGUCGUCGCCGUACGGCCACGGCUAUGGCCAAGGAGGAGGGUACCCGCCGUCCGCCCCUGUGCCCGUCUCCUCGUCGCCGUCGCCAUAUGGCUACGGCUACGGCCAAGGAGGAGGCUACCCGCCGACGAUGGGGAGUUUCGGGGGAGGAGCCGUGGCGUUCCCGCCGGGGACGCACCCGGACGUGGAGCGUGCGUUCCGGGCCGCCGACCGCGACGGCAGCGGCAGGAUCGACGAGCGCGAGCUGCAGGACGCGCUCUCCGACACCUACCAUCGCUUCAGCAUCCGCACCGUCCGCCUCCUCAUGUCCUUCUCCCAAAACACUCGUGCCUCCUCGCCGCCCCAGAUGGGGCCAGCGGACUUCGUGUCGCUGUGGAACUGCCUUGGGCAAUGGCGGGGCAUUUUCGACAGGUACGAUAGGGACCGUAGCGGAAGAAUCGACUCCAAUGAGUUGAAUCAAGCUCUUCGUGGUCUCGGAUACGCAGUCCCACCUUCGGUCAUUGAAGCCCUUAUAGCGAACUAUAACGAUGGUGCGUCCCGACGCGGCGCGCUUGACUUUGACAACUUUGUAGAAUGUGGAAUGAUUGUCAAGGGUCUGACUGAUAAAUUCAAGGAGAAGGAUAUGCGCUACACUGGCUCGGCGGCUCUUACGUAUGACAGCUUCUUGUCGAUUGUCAUCCCCUUCAUUGUCCCUUAGCAUGUACUUGUGUGACAAAGCGAAGCUGUAGAUUUUGAGCGUUUGUAAAUGAAACAAGAGCGAAGCUGUACAUUUUGAGUGUUUGUAAAUGAAACAAGAACGAAGCUGUAGAUUUUGAGUGUUUGUAAAUGAAACAAGCCUGUGGGUUGUCCAUAUGUGUGUGACAUUUGGCUUUCAACUUGCAUUUACAGUUCUAGAACCAUGGCA